AUGCGAAAGGUGGGGGUGGGGGCGGGGGCCCGCCUCUUCCACAACAAGGUGUACAACCGCUACGUCAAGCGCACCUCCAAGUUCAUGGCGCACGACGAGGCCGAGACCUGCAACAUCGGCGACAGGGUUAGGCUGGAUCCUUCUAGGCCGUUGAGCAAAAACAAGCAUUGGAUUGUUGCCGAGGUUCUUCGCCGAGCUAAGAUGUAUGUUGCGCCGCCACCUGCACCAAAAGCUUCUGGUGCCACAACUCAACAAACUAGUACCAAGUCAUCUGCCUGAAGAUCCUCAGAGCCCAACACAUACAUGUCUUUCAGAAUCUCUCUUCUGUACUGACCGACAGCAUGUCCAGAACCAUCUGACUGAAUAAACAUCGGCUGUUAUGAA
Molecule: messenger RNA, 384 nt
Organism: Triticum urartu
Lineage: Eukaryota; Viridiplantae; Streptophyta; Magnoliopsida; Poales; Poaceae
Source: RefSeq, a predicted model, not a curated record